This is a messenger RNA of Lingula anatina, 5826 nucleotides long. Its product is annotated as polypyrimidine tract-binding protein 2. NCBI's taxonomy places the organism in Eukaryota, Metazoa, Brachiopoda, Lingulata, Lingulida, Lingulidae. Gene Ontology annotation, cellular component: nucleus. The record is from RefSeq and is a predicted model, not a curated record. Gene Ontology annotation, biological process: mRNA processing. Gene Ontology annotation, molecular function: RNA binding.
GCAAGUAUCUCACUAAUUGCAUUUUACUUAUUUAUGAAGCUUUGCUGCAUUACAGAAUGAAUGGUUGCACAAGCUCUAAAUUGAUGCUGAAGGUCCUCUAACUUAGGAUUUCCCAAGGGAAGGAGGGUAAUGGGACUUGGAGAAUAUAUUACCUCAGUUUUCAUAUUGUUCAUAGCCAGUGCUGAUCCAAUCCACUACUUUAACUAAUUACUGAAUGGAUCUAGAUGGCUGGAUAGCUGGCUGCUUACUUUCUGAUUUAUGAAAGCGAUAUUGAUUUGACUGUGAUCCAGGUGGAUGUUAUUGUUAAACAGGUGCUUUUAACUGCAUCAGUGCUGUGUGGAAGGGAAGAGGCCUACUUUGUGGGGAGGAAGGAUAUCGGGAGAGGUAGAAGUUGCUGAUAGGAAAGACUUGUGAUCAGGGUAGUAAAGUGGCUUGAUAUUUCGAUACAAUCCCCAGAUCGAGGUGGUGCCGCUGCUGUCAUCCAAUGAAAAGGCCCACAUUUUGAGGGGUUAAAAUAGUCUCCUAUUGUCACUGAGUCAUUGCUUGGAGGUUCUAUUAUUUACAUAGGCGCAAUUGAAUAGGGGCUUGGAAGCGGAACUCUAGUUGUAUGGGGUGGUUAUAUCAAUAAUUGCUCAGUCCCAAUGCUAUCCAUCCAUUUGGUCAGCAGGUCCCAUUGUUGACCCAGGACUUAUUUAGUGUGUAUUUGUCAAGCAUUAGCAUUAAUUGAUCCCCUGCCAGUUUGUUGGACAGAGUGAAGUGCGCUAUUUUUACUUGGCACUCACACAUCAUCUACACUAGUGCUUGUCAAGUCAGGAGGAGGAGAUUAGUUGGAGAAGAGUCAGUUUGCCUGGGAACCUCAUUCUGCGCUGUUCUCACUAUAGGACAAGGUUGCCGGUGAGAAACUCUCAUAUUGUACACAUUGUACAUUAUCAUUACUACGACAACGGACAAUCUGAGCUCACGUGGGGAAAUACAUAGAGACUUUUUUUGUGACACCACCCUGGUCAGUCAAAUUUAAAGGUCUCCAUGCUUCUGUCAUUCUCGAAGGUCAGUCCUCCACCGUCUGCAUACUAUGGUUUAUCACCUAUUCAGACCCCGCAGGUGCCUGUUACACUUCCCAUCCCAGCACAGCAGCCUCUGUAUGUGCAGGGCAUGAAGCGUGGAUCUGAUGAGCUUUUAGGUCACUCACAACUCCCUAUGGUUACAAACGGAGCCUCUCCUCUCACAGUCAUGGAUGCAAACAAUGAUGCAAAAAAGGUUAAAUUGGAUCAGAGCCAGGUGGGUCCCCCUUCCAAAGUGGUCCACAUUCGCAGCAUUCCCACCGAUGCCUCGGAAGCAGAAGUGGUGGCCCUUGGUCUGCCAUUUGGCAAAGUAACAAAUGUCUUGGUCAUGAAGAAAAAGAAUCAGGCAUUCCUGGAGUUUGGUGACGAGAAUCAGGCCUCCACCAUGGUCAGCUAUCACACAGAGGUCCCUGCUAACAUCAGGGGCCGGACAGCCUAUGUACAGUUCUCAACCCACAAAGAACUCAAGACAGAAGUCGUGAAUCCUGCAGCCCAGGCAGCAUUACAGGCGGCAGACAGUGUCCAGGGGGAGGGACAGAAGACAGUUCUGAGGGUCAUUGUAGAAAAUAUGAUCUACCCAGUUACAAUAGAAGUUCUCUACCAGAUCUUUACAAAAUUUGGAACUGUUUUAAAGAUCAUCACAUUUACAAAAAACAAUUCAUUCCAGGCCUUAAUACAGAUGGCAGAUCCAGUAGCUGCACAAGCUGGCAAACUGUCACUUGAUGGGCAGAAUAUCUAUACAGGGUGCAACUCUCUGCGCAUAGACUUCUCCAAGCUGUCCAGCCUUAAUGUCAAGUAUAAUAAUGAAAAGAGCAGAGAUUACACCAACCCCAGUCUCCCAACCGGGGAUUCCAUUGCACACCAUCAUCCCAUGGAUCAUGGAGCAGCCGCCUUUGCUCUGGGUACCCCAAGUGUUCUGGCAUCACCAUUUGCGACAGCUGUACCUGGUUUCGGAGCCACUCAACUAACAGCGUACGGUGCCGCUCACCCUGCGGGAGGUACGCAGCUUGAUGGUCUAUACCACACUAACCCAUUUACAGCACAAAUGAGGGGAUUGCCAGCUGGUGGAGCUGGUGGUGGGUCACCUCUGGCGGGGUUCCCUGGUAUGCAGCCAUCUCCUGGAGCAACAAGUAUGGGUCUGGCAGGCUUACAGUUGGGCGGGAUGACCACGGGACCUGUGGUCCUGGUAUCCAAUCUGAGUGAGGAGAUGGUUACGCCAGAUGCUCUGUUUACCCUAUUUGGGGUAUACGGUGAUGUACACCGUGUGAAGAUCCUAUUCAACAAGAAAGACAAUGCACUCAUUCAGUUCGCUGAACCAAAACAGGCAGCCUUAGCAAUUCAAUACUUGGACAAGGUGAAGGUUUGGGACAAGCAGAUCCGGGUGGCUCCAUCCAAACAUCCAGUUGUGCAGAUGCCUAAAGAUGGACAAACAGAUGGUGGUCAACUGACAAAAGAUUACACAAACUCUCCAUUGCACAGAUUCAAGAAGAAAGGAUCCAAGAAUUACCAGAAUAUCUAUCCCCCUUCUGCCACUCUCCAUCUGUCCAACAUUCCACCCACUGCCACAGAAGAAGAGCUGAAAGAAGCUUUUGGGAAACAUGGCGUAGUGAAAAAUUUUAAAUUUUUCCCCAAAGACAGAAAGAUGGCUUUGAUUGAAAUGUCCCAAGUUGAGGAGGCAGUCUUAGGGUUGAUGGGCAUGCACAACUACCAGCUGAGUGACUCUAGUCACCUACGAGUCUCCUUCUCCAAGUCAACCAUUUGAUCUCUGGGAAGUACUCUCGCAUUAUAGCAGUGGAACCAAGGGAACAAAUUCUUUAAGGGACUUCAGUUUAAAUUUAUAUAUAUAUAUAUAUUAAAGAGAAGUAUAUGAUAUUGUAUACAAAAUAAACAAUGCCUACAGAGAGUAGGCUCUCUACCAGGAUGCAUCUUAUAUUUGUCUUGAGAAAAGAAAAAAACCAAGACUUAUUUAAUUGGAUGCAGAACUUAUAACAGCCUCAACUUUUCACAGCUAUUUUCUUUGAAGUGCAAUCUGUAUUGUAUUGUAUUGUAAUGUAUAGCUGUGAUUGUUUGCAUUUACACAAGGUUAAGCUGUUCUCAGAGCACUGUAACUUACAUUGGAUUUAAUCAGAUGGGAAAUAUGGGUGUUCUCCCAAAACUGGAUGGUCUCUCUGAGACCCAACUGAGAUGGGACAGGACAGGCUCAUCAAGGUUAUCUUUUUACACUUAAAGAAAUAUAUUUGGCAAUAGAUUAUUUUGUGUACUAAGAUAUCAAAUUAUAACAGUGGCUAAGGUAUUGUUUUUGAGAUGGGGUGGGGAAGGCUGUUACUGCAUAUAUAGCUGUGGCAAGUUGAGCCUCUAUGAUGAAGUACUUUGUAAUAUUAUCAGGUGAGAAAUUAUUUUCCUAGCUUUUUAUAAUCUAGUUAAUCCUAUGGUAAAAUAGUACCAAAAGAAUUUGUGCAAGUAGUAUAUAGAUACAAGGUAUAUGUAGCCUUUUAUAAUUCCUAUUUUUGCAUUUUUGGGUGUUUAAUUCUUGUUAUUACAAUACUAUUAUUAUGAUGUAUACUGGGGCAGGUUGGGAGGUCAGAGUUUCAGCAGCAGGGAGGGUAUAUGUAUCAUAUAUUUUUGCAUUUGAAGUAACUGUUAUUUGGUAAGGUAACCUAACUCAAGUGUUUUAUUAGUAACCAGAUUGGUGUAAAAGUCUAGCUAAAGGUCAACCAAGCUCAGUCGUGUAUACCACAUGGGUAUGUGGGGAUGUUUGUCUUGCAGACGGUUCUCUAGGGAAGUGGGAGACUGGGUAUGACAACAAAAGGCAGACUACAGAUUCAGAUGCUUUACGUUUAAUGUUGGAAUUAAGAUUGACCAUUGAUGAUACCCCCUUCCUUGCGCCUUGAACCAAAUGGACAGCACAAGGUUGAUUGGCUUCAGACAAUCAAAGCUGAUAUCUCAGUGGUUAGAUUCAAGUCCUUUGGGGUCUGCAUCAGCCAAUCCUGAUUCCCGGUGUAAUUCUUUCAAGGUUCUGAGACAAGUAUCAUUGAAUUACUCGUUUCUAUGGCAUUCCAAUUUUUGUAGCGUUUGGCUCUAGCUACUUUUAUAUUAUAUAAACCUAUAUCUAGAUGGAGGGUGAUCUGUUGUAAUAUUAGUGAACCCAAGUGGUUAUUUCUGACUCUCUGCACAAGUUUUGAACUUUGAACUCUAAUGUCUCAGGAAGGAGCGAAUCCUGACCCAUUUCCAGCAGAGGCGCUGUAAAUAAUAUGUAUUUUUCUUGAUAUUAAUGUAUCUUGUAGAUUUUUUUUCUCAUUUAAUGGUUCCAAUAUGUUUAUUCAGCACAAAGCUUUACCAGGGUUGGGGGUGCCUUGAUCAGUGAUGUACUUUUCGACUGUCUGCAGUCCACUAGUGCUGGUUAUGAUAGAGUUGGCAUGUGUUCCAAAUUCUCAAACCAUCAACAGUCAUUCCUUAAAGAUUACUUUCAGUUACUAUUGGAACUUCUUGAGAAUUCUGUUGAAGGACCAUUUUGGCUUUUGUUUGACCAUGUUUGAAGUAAAUUUCCAAUAAAUCAUCACAAAUUAAGUGACCUUGUUAGCAGAACAGCACAUGGUAGACUGCCCUCUUUCCACCAAAUUUCGGCCUACAGUGGAAUUUUAGAGGACACGGACGAUAUGUACAAUAGCUGAUGACUUUUUCAGUGUAGAGCACUUAAGCGUUUAGUUGUGUAGGUGUCAGAUUUGCAGAGGUCAUGACCCCAUCUGACCUCUAAUGGUCAUAUUAACAUAAAAGCAUGCUUGAAACUUCUGCAUUUAAAUUGUUUGGGAGGCUAUUUUAGUACAAUUUGAUUUUAGAAUUUUUAUUCAAAAUCCAAAUAGGCCUUUUAACAUUUUGAAAAAGGGAUCACAUUUUCCCUUGUUUAAUGUUUUUUUGCCUGGUUGGAUUGUAAUGUUUUUGGUUUCAUGAUCUCUGAAAAAUCCUACACACCUUCCAAAGGUUGCAUUUUCUCAAUUUUGUAUAUAAGAAUACUUGAAGUGAUGAACAAUUUUUCAGCAGCAUUUUCUUACUGGCCCUAGCUGAUAUUAUAAUUAUCUCAUGUUAAUGUAAUCCUAUAAAAGUUCUCUAAAAAUGCCCUAUUUUGUGAUUGCCCUCCAGGCCCAAGGAAAAGUCAAGUCCAUUUUUCUUUCACAUUCUUAGUUUUACACCAAAAGUGUAUGUGUUGACAUGUGAUUCUGUUUUGAGUACAAUCAUAUUUCAGGGGAAAAAACUUAGAAGUUUAGCGAUGCAAUUACUUAAACCCCCUAUUUGUGAUUACUGGUAUUACACCAAAGACUGGAAUGCAAGGUAUUUCUUGGAAGAUACUCAUAUUUGAAGGGGGUGUGGUAGCUCGUUUCCCAUUGGUCCAUUGCUAGACAUAAUGUUACCCAUCUUUAGAUUGGAUACUGGAAUUGUGUAUCUGUUAGGGAGAUGAGGUGUAGCAAAAGACAGCAAGAGGGCCCACAUGUGCCUCAAAAACAAGGGAACAAUUUCACACACAAAAGUUUUUGUAGCUUUUUUUAUCAACAUUUUUCUCAAUGUUUUAUUUAUUGAGAAAUUAUCAAAGCUGUUUUACUCCUUUUUUUGAGGAGCUCAGUUUUGAGAUGCAGAGCUAAAUUGUUAAGACAGGCGACACUCAAGUAUUUGAAGUUAUAUAUAUAUACAUAUUAAAUGUGAUAUCCCAACAAAGACCAGAGAGAUAAUCAUUUUGCGAAGUUUUUUUGUAAUAAAAAACAUUGAAAUUGGC